This is a messenger RNA of Angiostrongylus costaricensis, 1026 nucleotides long. NCBI's taxonomy places the organism in Eukaryota, Metazoa, Nematoda, Chromadorea, Rhabditida, Metastrongylidae. The record is from the annotation of a GenBank genome assembly.
AUGAUUGGCCGUGUACUGACACAGGAUUGUUCAUCUCCAGCGAGAACCCGCGAAACAUUUGCUAAAUAUCUGUCAUGUAUGAAGCAAACUCUCGAUGAGAACUACGGACUGUACGAGAAUGAAUUUCGAGAACAUAGCAGAAGAGCAGCUCUCACAUGCUUCGCCCCUACUAUUGAAGAAGGUAAUCGGAAAGAUCGUUGCGUUCUGAGUGCAAACGAUUUGAAUCAAGUCGCAUGGGAUCGGCAUGGACCGCUCAGGGAUUGCACCCUAUGCAGAACGUUUGCUUCCGGAGCUCUCAAAGCGUUUAAAUCGACUCCGCCUGAGGAACAAAAGUGCAUUCGUACCGAAAUGUCGAAAGCAAUUGUACGCGAAGCAGACUACUGCGUUAAGAAACAAAUACCUGGAUUCGUCGGGUUACCUGAAUUACCGGACAUCGAGGAGAAGUCCUAUACUUACAGAGAUUCUGUGAUUACUUCUCUCUCCAAUCAUAUUAUCAUCCUUUCUCGUCUGAGUUUCUGUAAGGAACGCAAACCCACUCGUGCAGCAAACACCAACAGCUGCCUACGUAAACCGUUUCCCGACUAUCUCAGUGAACACUGUAAAGUGUUCACGAAAUGCGAUUCGCUUAUUGCCGUUGGAUCAUGUGCCAGGACGAUUCCACAGUCUCGAAAGGCCAUGUGCCAAUGUAUCAAUGGAGCCCGAGAUGAGCUGAAGUCGAAAAUCGCCUCCAUCUACAACGUACUCAACGACAAAACGAAUUCUCUGCAAUAUUUGUCCCAGGUCACAAGAGCCAACGACUGGGCUUCCGUUAUUGAUUCGGCCAUCAACACUUGUGUAAGGAAGCAGCAAGGACAGAACCUCGGCUUGGACGCAAUGCUUAACGUUGGAUGCAGAAAGGUGUUCGCUGAUACCACCGGCACUGCUACUUCUCAGAUGAAGAUAGCAUUUGACUUCAUUAACAACCUUAUCGACGCAUUGGUGGAGCGCAGUGGACGCUUCUGUGGAGAUCAGUGUGUUAAGUCUUAA